Molecule: messenger RNA, 1326 nt
Organism: Echinococcus granulosus
Lineage: Eukaryota; Metazoa; Platyhelminthes; Cestoda; Cyclophyllidea; Taeniidae
Exons: 9
Coding region: 1-1326 (441 amino acids)
Source: RefSeq, a predicted model, not a curated record
AUGAGAUGGCGUUACUGUUCUGUAAGUGAGAUUUUAGCAUAUUGUCUGGCUUCACUUGCUGAUUCACAGUUUGCUGAUGGUAGAUGGGGUACCGAAUGUCCUUCACAAUUGAAUGGGCUUAGUCUCCGUGGCGUGGACUUUAGAGCUGAUACAGAGACAAAAUAUCAUUUAGUAGUAAAUAAAAAAAACCUAUGUAAGAGACAUAUAUACAGUGGGUUAUUUGGUAAAGUGUUACAGCGUGAAGAACUUAGCCAGGACUUAUUAAACAGUACUAUAAGUCAAGCUGAAAGUGUUUUAAAUCAUCCGAAAACUGGAAAACAAAAUGCUUUUUUACAACCAGACCCGCUAAUACAUGAAUUGUGUACUAUAAUAAAACAUGGAUUGUUCAAUUUGAUGACAAACAUCUCAUCUCCACCAAUAUUCAUUCCAGCAACCUUCACAAAACCGGAUGACAAUUUAAUAACAAAUCAACUCUUGGAGCUGUACUGUGAGAAGGGGGAUGCAUUGGUUUCCAGCUACUUACAAGUGAACCAUUUUGGCAACAAGGACAUUUUGUAUAUCAGCAGGUGCAUUACUCGCCAAAAUGUUGGUCCAAAAGAGAGGCAUCUAAUGCUCAAAAAAAUACCAAAUUUUUCUAUAAGACUGCCAUUCUAUGUCGUCCUUCUCCCUCCACGCAAUUCCACAUUUCACUGCUACGGUCGUAUGAAAUUUAGUUGGGCAAGAAGGAAAAAGAAGAAGAAGAAGAGGAAGAAGAUCCCAUUUGUGGAGUAUGCACAAAAUUUUUCCCAAUUGAUUGUGGAGCAAACACUGAAAUUAUUCUUUGAUUGUUGCCAUCUCAAAAUGCAUGCGUUCUGCCAUGGGAGGAAAUGUGGGACAGACACUCUGCUAGAGGGGCAUAGUGAUUAUUUCUUUAUAAGAAUUAUCUACAUUUCUUCAAAAUGUGGACUUCUGUGUAAACCAAAUCAUUGUGGAAGUCCAUUCAUAUCACAAGAAAUCGCAAAUUGCAGGGUUGAUGUCAAAAUUGCAUAUUGUGUUUCUGCAAGUCUACCUGUCUCCCUUCAUUUUUUACACGCAACUGAAAAAGAAAUCACUGACACGUCACGUGACUGGGCAGCCAGAAAAAGUGGUCGUAAAACUUGUAUGAACUUGCGAUUGAGUGAUGCCCUGCUUGCCUCGCGGAUCCAUUCAUCUCGGUGGUCUCAAAUUCAAUGGAAUGGAAUAAAUGAAUGUCUAAAUUUUGUCAAUGGAAAAAAACAUUUACCUCAUAUGACUUUUCCUCCUCGACUUCCCAACUUGUCCCAUUUCACAAACUUGGGUCCACAUUGA